Molecule: messenger RNA, 1145 nt
Organism: Umbelopsis ramanniana AG
Lineage: Eukaryota; Fungi; Mucoromycota; Umbelopsidomycetes; Umbelopsidales; Umbelopsidaceae
Exons: 8
Coding region: 104-1030 (308 amino acids)
Cellular component (GO): membrane
Molecular function (GO): palmitoyl-(protein) hydrolase activity
Source: RefSeq, a predicted model, not a curated record
GUUAUCUUCUAUCAUAAUUAGCAGAUUUAUGUAAGGGCAAGGCAGAAGUGAAGGCCUCGCGGAGUUAUACGUCUGCCGAUUUCACCUGCUCUUCGCUCUUGCUAUGUUUUCCACCUAUCUGCUAUAUGCAGUAUUAUUCAUAGUAGGCUCACUGGCCAUAGGACUGUACAUUUUCCAAUGUAAUCUCAUUUAUCCUGCCUCCUUCCCAACUGGAUCGCGGUCGGUGGUAAUGAAGCCUUCCCAAUUUGGUUUACCCUACAAAGAAGUCACCAUUACAACAAAAGACAACAUACUGCUACAAUGCUACUUAUUGCAACAAAAAGACGAAGAUGUCGCAAAGAAUAGUCCAACCGUCAUAUACUUUCACGCCAAUGCUGGCAACAUGGGCCAUCGUCUUCCUAUUGCAAAGAUAUUUUUUGAAAAUUUCGGUUGCAAUGUAUUCAUGUUAUCUUAUAGAGGAUAUGGUUUAAGCGGAGGAAGCCCAAAUGAGAAAGGUCUAAAAGUGGAUGCAGAGGCAGCUUUGGAGUAUAUUAAAGAGCAUCCAGUGCUUGGGAAUACACCAUUAAUUGCAUAUGGCCAAUCUAUUGGAGGCGCGGUUGCUAUCUACACAGUGUCUAGGAAUGAGGACAAGUUUUCUGCCUUGAUAUUGGAAAAUACCUUUUUGAACAUGCCGGAAUUGAUUCCGAACGUUAUUCCUGCCUUGAGACACUUCAUCUUUUUAUGCCAUCAAAUUUGGCCAUCUCACCGUGACAUUUUAGCUGUCCGAAAGACGCCAACCUUGUUUCUCUCGGGUAAGCUGGAUGAACUCGUUCCACCUUCGCAUAUGAAAAAGCUUUACGAGCUAUGUGAUACACGCGGUCCCAAGUUUUGGAAGGAAUUUGAGGAGGGUACACACAAUGAUACCUGCCUGAAACCUGGUUACUUCGAGACCAUUGGCGAAUUCAUUAGAGAUGAAGUCUGGAAGCUGGUGGAUGGAUCUAUUGAUGAUGAGAAAAAGGAUAAUGCCGCUGACAAAGCACCAAAUGCCUAAGUUGAGAACGGUGGGGUAAAUAGAGAGAAAGGCGGUAUGUGAUAAUGCAUUAAUCUAAUAAACGGCCCGGAUCAUCGGAAUGGUCAUGCCGGUCACCUUAUCAAAGCCAAUCAAA